Rosa chinensis is the source of this 1347-nucleotide messenger RNA. Its product is annotated as pentatricopeptide repeat-containing protein At3g14330-like. The record is from RefSeq and is a predicted model, not a curated record. Lineage: Eukaryota; Viridiplantae; Streptophyta; Magnoliopsida; Rosales; Rosaceae. Gene Ontology annotation, molecular function: RNA binding; zinc ion binding; protein binding. Gene Ontology annotation, biological process: RNA modification.
AUGGAUGAAAUCUCAGCUUCCAUAGCUUUCUGCCAUUCUUCAACUUCACUGCUUUCUAAUGCAUGUUUAAAACUCAAUGGAUCAUUGUCUCCUGCAAGGAUAUCGAUUUCUUGCAGACUACUUCAUCCAAGAAUUUUGCUUGAUUUGUUUCAAAGGUCCUGGUUGUAUGAUGAGCUGAAUAAAAUUGUCCCGGUAUGGGCCAAAAAUUUGUCGAUUGAGAGGACAGCGAUACCGGUAUGUAGGCUUGGUGUAAAUUGGUUUGUAAGCUUGGCACAGCGACAGCAAGAAACAAACUUUCGUGAUUCGUUGAGGAGUCGCGAGUCGGGGCGACUCAGUAGACCGAUACUGAAAACCAAGUGUCCUGAUGUCCCUAUAUUGAACUUACUCAUGGACAUGUAUGCAAAAUGUGGAGCAAUUGAUUACUGUAAGAGGGUGUUUGGCAAUAUGCACUGUAAAGAUUUGACAUCUUGGAAUACUGUUCUUACACUGUAUGUGGUGAAUGGGUUUAUUGAACAAGGAAUGAUAUUGUUUGAUCAGAUGGUAGAGUCUGGAAUCAGACCAGAUGGAGUGACCUUUAUAGCUCUGUUAUCUGGCUGUAGCCAUGCGGGGCUUACUGACCAAGGACGGAGAUUGUUUGAUAAAAUGAAGUUGGGUUAUGGUAUAUCCCCAACUGUUGAGCAUUAUGCUUGUCUUGUAGAUCUUUUGGGAAGAGCUGGUAGAAUUGAGGAGGCCUUAGAUGUAGUAGAAAACAUGCCUGUGAAGCCGUCUGGAAGCAUAUGGGGUUCAUUACUCAACUCAUGCCGGCUCCAAGGCAAAGUUGCUCUUGCGGAGCGUGCUGCAAUGGAGUUGUUUGAGCUUGAACCUAACAAUCCCGGGAACUAUGUGGUGCUCUCAAAUGUUUAUGCAAAAUGGAGGGAUGUGGGGGGGGGGGGGGGCGGGGGCGGGGGGCAGGCUGGAUGCAGUUGGUUGCAAAUAGGGAGUCGGAUCCACACGUUUGUAGUGGGUGGGGGGUUUUCAGUUGAGUUUAAGAAAGUUUGGAAUGAAUUGACGGAUGCUAUGGAAGAGGUUGGGUAUAUUCCUGACACAAGUGUUGUCUUACAUGUAAAUGAAGAAGUGAAAUCGAUGUGGGUUUGCGGGCACAGUGAAAGAGUAGCAAUUACUUUUGCACUAGUUCACACUGCUGCUGGAAUGCCAAUUAGGAUUACAAAGAAUAUUCGUAUUUCUGCAGAUUGCCACUCCUGGGUAAAAAUAGUUUCAAUGGUUACAGGUAGAGUCAUUGUUUUGAGAGACACAAAUCGCUUCCACCAUUUCAAAGGAGGAGCAUGUACUUGUAAGGACUACUGGUGA